UCAGCGGCCACAGGUAGCCAGCAGCAGAUAAGAUUUUGAUAGCACAAAGCCGAGUGCUGAGCCCUCAGCGGCCACAGGAUACAAAGCCGAAACGAAUAUAGCAGCAGAACAGGAUAAGACUCAAAAACCUUGACGACUGCGCAGCUCGCAGGCUGCGGCAAUGGCGGCGACACUGCAGUUCAUCAGCCUGCUCGGCACCUCCUCCGCCCAUCAUCCAGCUCCUUCCUGCAGCAGCAGCAACGAGAAGCAGCACCGCUCUGUCCACCUGCCGCAGCAGCAGCAGGGGAGGAGGAAGAGCGGGAGGAGCCUCCGCGCCGUCCGUGCCGUCGAGACGGGCGCCGAGCCUGCCACCGCCGACUCUGAGACGACGGUGGAGCCGCCGUCCGUCGACUUUGCGUUCGUCAGCCCUCGGCUGCUGCCGGACGGGACGCCGGACGUGCACUACCGGACGGCGUGCGGCGGGCAGAAGCUCAGGGACAUCAUGCUCCAAGGUUACAUCGACCUCUACGGGCCUUACGAUAAGUUGCUGCUCAACUGCUCGGGGGGUGGCGAGUGCGGGACUUGCAUCGUGGAGGUAGUGGAAGGCGGCGAAAUGCUUUCUCCGAAAAACGAAGUAGAAAAGGAAAAGCUCAAAAGGAAACCCAAGUCAUGGAGGCUGGCGUGCCAGGCCACGGUUGGCAACCCAGAUUCAACAGGACAGAUGGUCAUACAGCAGCUACCAGAGUGGAAGGUACACAAGUGGGAGAAGUGACUGGAUUAUAACAUUAUGAUGAUUAUGCAGUAGGCCUCAUGAGUCAUGACCCUGGAAUAAUUAGACAGGGGCAACACUUGGUCAAGAGAAGAAGAACUAGAGGCUGUCUGCUUGAAACCUCAACGAGGACUAUAUGUAAAGGGCACAGAGACAUGUUAAGGCGUCCCGUAGAACUAGAAGCAAAGGCGCACUUCCUUGCGCUCGUAAACAAAUAGUACAAAAUAAUCCAAAGUGAUCCAAUGCUCAAAUAUAACAAUCGGUUCAUUUUUCUGA
This is a messenger RNA of Triticum aestivum (bread wheat), 1024 nucleotides long. RefSeq names its product photosynthetic NDH subunit of subcomplex B 3, chloroplastic. Gene Ontology annotation, cellular component: chloroplast thylakoid membrane. The coding region runs from base 161 to 751 and encodes 196 amino acids. NCBI's taxonomy places the organism in Eukaryota, Viridiplantae, Streptophyta, Magnoliopsida, Poales, Poaceae. Gene Ontology annotation, biological process: P450-containing electron transport chain. The record is from RefSeq and is a predicted model, not a curated record. The transcript is spliced from 6 exons. Gene Ontology annotation, molecular function: 2 iron, 2 sulfur cluster binding; electron transfer activity.